AUGCAGCGCCGUGCAGGGAAAGUUUCCCCGGGGGCCGCGGGCCGCGGAUUCGGUGCGGGCGGGCGCGCAGAGGAAGGAAGAGCGACGAGGAGGCGGAGCCCGCGAGGCGCGCGGGCGGGCGCUCCGCGCAACUUUUUAGUUUGGGCGUCUGGAGCCGAAGUUUCUGUCUCAGUCGGGACGACGCCGCGGCCAGGGCGAAGAAAGGGAGGAAGGAAGGAGCUCGAGGAGGGUAGGGAAGGCUCGGCGGCCUCGGGCACGGAGUGCCGGGCGAUGCGGGCGCGCUACGCUGCCCCCCGAGCCUGAGCUCACCGCCCCGAGCGUCGAGCGAGGCCGCAGCCAUGGAGCCCGCGCAGCAGCCGCCGCCCCAGCCGGCCCCGCAGGGCCCCGCGCCGCCGUCCGCGCCCGCGGCCCCGCCGGGGACCCCCGCGGCCCCACCCGCACCCCCGGCCGGCCACCAGGUCGUGCACGUCCGCGGAGACUCGGAGACCGACCUGGAGGCGCUCUUCAACGCCGUCAUGAACCCCAAGACGGCCAAUGUGCCGCAGACCGUGCCCAUGCGGCUGCGCAAGCUGCCCGACUCCUUCUUCAAGCCGCCCGAGCCCAAGUCCCACUCGCGACAGGCCAGUACUGAUGCGGCCACUGCAGGGGCUCUGACUCCCCAGCACGUCCGGGCUCACUCCUCGCCAGCAUCCCUGCAGCUGGGCGCUGUCUCUCCUGGGACACUCACUCCCACCGUGGUCUCCGGUGCCACCACCCCUGCAGCACAGCAUCUCCGACAGUCUUCCUUCGAGAUUCCUGAUGAUGUGCCGCUGCCGGCAGGCUGGGAGAUGGCCAAGACGUCUUCCGGACAGAGAUACUUCUUAAAUCACAUCGAUCAGACAACAACAUGGCAGGACCCCCGAAAGGCCAUGCUCUCGCAACUGAACGUCCCUGCAUCUGCCAGCCCAGCGGUGCCCCAGACGCUGAUGAACGCGGCCUCAGGACCUCUUCCUGACGGAUGGGAGCAGGCCAUGACGCAGGAUGGAGAUGUUUACUACAUAAACCACAAAAACAAGACCACAUCCUGGCUGGACCCAAGACUUGACCCUCGUUUUGCCAUGAACCAGAGAAUCACUCAGAGUGCUCCGGUGAAACAGCCGCCACCCUUGGCUCCCCAGAGCCCGCAGGGAAGCGUCCUGGGUGGGGGCAACUCCAGCCAGCAGCAGCAGAUGCAACUGCAGCAGCUGCAGAUGGAGAAGGAGAGACUACGCUUGAAGCAGCAAGAAUUACUGCGGCAGGAACUAGCUCUCCGAAGCCAGUUGCCCACACUGGAGCAGGAUGGAGGAACUCAGAAUGCCGUGUCUUCUCCUGGGAUGUCUCAGGAAUUGAGGACAAUGACAACCAAUAGUUCGGAUCCCUUUCUUUAACAGGGCACCUAUCACUCUAGAGAUGAGAGCACAGACAGUGGCCUCAGCAUGAGCAGCUACAGUGUUCCUCGGACCCCGGACGACUUCCUGAACAGUGUUGAUGAAAUGGAUACAGGUGACACUAUCAACCAAAGCACCCUGCCCUCGCAGCAAAGUCGUUUCCCAGACUACCUGGAAGCCAUCCCUGGGACAAAUGUGGACCUUGGAACACUGGAAGGAGAUGCGAUGAACAUAGAAGGGGAGGAGCUGAUGCCCAGCCUUCAGGAAGCCCUGAGUUCUGACAUCCUCAAUGACAUGGAGUCCGUGUUGGCUGCCACCAAGCUAGAUAAGGAAAGCUUCCUCACAUGGCUAUAGAUUGCCGAGAGGCCACAGAGCUAAGGCGUGCAUCCCUCAAGUUCAGAUGAGCCAGUGGCCGAGCUUCUGGCUAACCCGGGAAACAUGAACAGAUGUCCAGCAGGGAGCCUCCAUCACUGUUCCGCUCUCCGCCCGUCGCUGCUGUUACUGUUGCUGACCUCUUCACAGCCGCCCUGAAGAAUCAGAACCACAGAACAACAAGACCCUUUGGUUUCUUUUGCUCCAAUAGCUGCUGUUCUUUGGGGUUGCUGGGGAAUACGCUGUUGGAUGACGGGUGUUCUUCCUGUUGCCCAGUGGUCUUCACACCAUCAUUUGAACUGAACACUCAGACUGGGAACUGAAAUGCUUCAUGGCAGCGCAUUUGUUCAAGAGGUGGCUUCUUCAGCUGCCUUUGACCCUCUGGUCCAACAAGCCAAAAAAACAUGGCGACUGACCUUAGCUGUACUCAGUGCUGUUCAGGAGAUCACAGAGACUGACUUUUUAAUCUCUUCUCCUAGUGAUGCCAUUAGUCACAUGGUGACCUGGAUUUUAUUUAGAAACUUAUAUGGCGUGAGACAGUUUCCAUAGAAAUAUAUUAAUUAUUGCCACAUACUCUAGGUUAGGAUUGAGUGGGGUAUUUUUGUGGGUGCUGGCCUGUCUUCUCUUCCUUUCAAGGUAAUUGAUUUUGUUGGCAUGUAGACAAAUAUAGUAGCUUGGGGUGGGCAAUACUGUUCUUUUGUGGGGGGGCCUCUAUUUCCUGGCUUGUUACCAUCCUAUUUAAAUCUUGGUUAUCUCCUGUCUACAUAUGUACACACAUUUAUAAUGUCGACGGUAGUGUGGUAGAGGAAUGUCUCCUUUCAAACAUUUCCCUCCUUUCCAGUUGAUUUUUUAAAUGGUAGCCUUGAACAUGCAUUUAAAUACAUGGCUAGUUAUGUUUCACAGAUAGGGCGACCUGCAGGUGUUUGAGGUUGGGCAGUGUUCUAGAAAAGGGCUCUUGUUGUGGUAGGGCCCAGGGGAGCUCUUGCCCUCCGUACACUUUGGUGACUUGGACAGAAGCAAGCAAACGGCCUCACUCCCCCUUGAGCGGAUUCAUGUUGGGCAGUCACUGAGCAGGAGCGAGCUUUGGAGGUGGGGCUUCCCUUUGCCUUCGCGUCAGUUUUGGAUGUAAGCUCAGGUACUUGAGUUCUCAUUUGUAGUGAACACGAUGAAGACCACAUUGAGUGUUAUCUACAAGAUCAUUUUUAGAAAACCUGCUCACAUUUUCUUGCUGAAUGGACCCUGGGGAGUGUAGAACGCUGUGAGGUCAUGGGACGGCUGGUGAAGUGAUCAGACAGUAAUGUGGGGGGUAGUUGAAAUUAGCAGAGAACUAGACAUAGGUGUGAUUAUGUCUUUAUUUUCGCAAGAAGAGAGAUUGCUAGAGUAUGUGUCUCUGGGAGUAAUGAUGGUUUCCAAAGAGUAUUUUUUAAAGGAACAAAAUAAGCAUGAAUUAGCUCUUCAAUAUAAGCUGUAAAGUAAUAGUUGGUUAUGAACUGUAGUGGUGCCAGCUAGCACUUCUGUCAUUUAAGGGUCUUUGAAUGCUUCUAGAAGAAGCCCUUAUUUUCAAGGGUUUUUAAUGAACAAGCAAACAAAACAUUCUUUCCCUGGCUACAGCUGCUGUAAAAAGCUCAGCUUUGGAAGAUAGGACCUGUUGGCCCUUUGAUUUAGUUUGUGCAAGGAUGAGAGUAGGAAAGUUUUAUUCAGUGCUCUGAGUGCUCAGAAAUGCAGUUGGUGUGUUAUUAUAUGUGGUGAUUCAUAGUCAGAACCAGUGUAUUAUUCGUAUUCAUAGUCAUUUCUAGCCACUGACUCUAAGGCUUCUACUAAGAAACUAGCUGAAGAUCCGCCCUUGAAUUAGGUCUGGGGAAACGACCAUCAGGAGGAUGCAUUGACUUUAGAAGUAAAAUUUUACUCGCAAUUCAAAAUUAAGCCGCUGGAUGAUAGCAGUGUGUGGUAAGUGCCUGCGGUUUGCAUCCUCUGUGUGGGCAGACUAGCUUUAGUGGUGGGAGGGCGGGAAGGCGGGUGUGGGCUGGUGAAGUUAGUAGGGCUGUGAUAGAAAAGCUUUUAUAUAUUUCUUUCUCAUCAGAAAAGACUUAGCUCUUAAAGUUGUUCCUAAACUCUGAAUUGCUCAAGCUCACCACAAAGUGAGAUGUGCCAUCCUCCUCCUCCCUCGGGAUCGUUUGCCUGGUGAUACCUCAGUGUUCAGCUGCCUUGGUGCCUGACAGCUCUCUGACCUUCUCAACCCUUUGUGCUGACUGUGGGGACCUGAGCCCCUUUGCUGAAUCGCGGCUUCCAUGUAGUCUUGUUGUGUCCUUCCAUUGUAGACGUGUGUAAUGCUUCCUGACUGUAGUGGGUAGCAUGCGGAUAAGAAUUUAACUGGUUAUUCUUGAAUUUCUUUUACAAUAAACCAAUUUUUAUAAGCUUAAAA
This is a messenger RNA of Arvicola amphibius (Eurasian water vole), 4200 nucleotides long. RefSeq names its product Yes1 associated transcriptional regulator (gene Yap1). Gene Ontology annotation, cellular component: nucleus; cytoplasm. Lineage: Eukaryota; Metazoa; Chordata; Mammalia; Rodentia; Cricetidae. The record is from RefSeq and is a predicted model, not a curated record. Gene Ontology annotation, molecular function: transcription coactivator activity; transcription corepressor activity; protein binding. Gene Ontology annotation, biological process: hippo signaling; positive regulation of transcription by RNA polymerase II.